GCAUAGCGUGAAAGCUUCUAUUGGUUUGUCCCCCAUUCUCUCAUUAUUACUCGUUUGCCCGAUUCUGAACUUUGAUGAUGCAGACAAAGGUGUUCGGAUGUACAAAUCCUCGACGCUUGGCCAGAUCACAAAUGGUCGUACGACGCCUGUAUGGUGUGCCUCCCCGGAGCCCAUCGAGUUCGAGCAGCGCCGCUCGGGUGAAGCUGGGAGGUUCAGCUACGAGGAAAUUCGUCCCGAGGAUUCUGCUGAGAAGGAACGAGAGACAGCUACUGACCGGAUGAAUCUCUGGAUUCAGAACGUGGAGAGAGUCGUCGAGGAAAGCCGCCAGAACUUUGCAUUUGCAUCCACCAGCAUCACUCCACCCCCCGCGCUUCCUCUCGCACCACCCAUCUCACGCUCUAAUUCGCAGGUGCGCGGUGGCGUCAACACAUCGCGUUCGUCUUCGCGUCUCCCGCGGCGCGUGCUUGCUGCGAGUGAGAUUUUCUGUAAUGAUCCCAAUGUGCCACUCUCCCCUGGACGGUCGGCUCUUGCAGAUCAGAGUAACUCGUUUUCGGGGUAUAUGUCUCUUAAUGACUCUGGGUUCCCGCAGCGUGUUGUUGUGCCUACCAUCAACAUACUUACUCAGACCCCCCGCCGCCCGCGUCGCGCUACAAUCUCGACGCGCUCGCCGAAGGCCGCUGACGAGAAUGACAUGGAUACCUUGGCCUCGCCGUCGAAGAGAAGGGAAAAGUCGCGGUCUCAUGGAAAUUUGGACAGGCAUAUUAGGCCUUUGGAUAAAUUGGAGUUUGAUCUUACCAGAGAAGCAGUAGCAACGCCUACACCCCGGUUGUCCGCCAUCCUGGACCGCAAUCUCUUCAUCGCGCCUCCUAUCUUGCGACAGUCGAGUGAUAUGGACGGGACUGGGAUGCAAACUCCUAACCCGAUCAGACGGCGGUCGAUUCUGUUCGAUGAUGGCGAUCUUACCGCGUCUCCUUUCCAUGUCGAGCCUUACCCACCGCGCAAGUCUGGGGAGCAGAUAGUCAUCAAUUCGCCAGACCGCCGUCGUGUAGAGGGUGUAUACGACCGCUUCCUGAUGUCUACCACAGGUGUCAAGCGUGUCGGAAAGGGAUACCAAUCCGACAACCUCAAACCUGCUCACAACACCUCCACUUUGGAGUAUAAGCCGACAAACAGCCACCCGCGCAACUUCAAGGUGUUUAACUCGGCUCGGCGGGCGAUGCCUCAGCCAGUGUCUAGUGAUGACGUGUGGCGCAAUCCCUCUGUAGAUGAGCUGGGUUUCGUGUCCUGCAGUGCAGGCGCGUCACGCUCGUCAAAAGAGGAGAGCAGGAACACUGCUACUGCUACGCUCGUUCGUCGCGCGAUCAAGGCGAUAGUGCCUGGAAGGACGGUCUCGAGAGGAAUGUCCCGCACUAUUGUUGCUUGAUUCUGAUAAGCAAAUUCAUUAUUCUUUUGAUUUUUUUUUUCCACUUCCACUUCCACUUGCUCAUUGCUCAUUCAUCAUUUACACUCGCAUCACUUACUUGGUUUUGGUUAUAAUAUUUCGGUGCACAUGGUUGCUGUUUUCUCUGUCGCUAUGAUUGGUCGUAUUCCCGUCCCCUCCUUUGGAGCAUACAUACCCUGCUCGUCAUCAAGUUUCAUCAUUCACUUGCUAUUAUCUAUUGCUAUUGUCAUCCCAACAUUUGUCCUUCACAUUAUCAACACCUUCAUCCCCCUCACGCUCACGCUACUUGCACGAUAUCACGCAUUUCAUCAUGUCUUGGUUAUUGCCUUUUAUGCUGUCACUUCACGUCUCACGUCUCGCAACGCUGUCGCCGUAUUUUUUCCAUGACGCUUCGAAGUGUUGCCCUCAUG
Molecule: messenger RNA, 1851 nt
Organism: Suillus paluster
Lineage: Eukaryota; Fungi; Basidiomycota; Agaricomycetes; Boletales; Suillaceae
Exons: 3
Coding region: 98-1423 (441 amino acids)
Source: RefSeq, a predicted model, not a curated record